ACUGUGGCCUGUCAAAUCCAGAGAGAGGCCACCUUAGUCCUUGGCUUAGUUGGCUACCUGCAAUCCCUUAUAAAUAGCACCUCACCUUUAGCAACAUGGUAACCGCACAAUCUUCCUUCCUUUCAUACAUCAAAACCUCCAGAGAGGACAGGGCUUGCUUGCUGCCUUUGCUACCUCUGCACCCUCUUUCUCUAGCUAGUUCCUCUUGACUGACCGACCCACCCCUUCACACUCUUUGAGAACCAAGCUUGUCAUCCAGUAGAGCUAGUAUAGCUAGCUCGAUCACGUACGAUCAAGGCCCUGAAUGGACUUCGACAUGCUGAAUUCCCACCCGGAGGCGCAGCUGGAGCUGAUGAACGCAAUGCUCCAGCUGGAGCAGCUCACGGCGUUCCCUCUCCCCGACCACCACGGCGCCAUGAUGAUGGUGCCUUCGAGUCCCCCGUCGCCGCCGGGCAUGCAGCAAGCAGCUAGUCAUCAUCACCAUUUCUCUUCGGUGCCUCAUCACAUGUCUUCGGGCGCCAACAACAGCGGCCGUGGCGGCGGCGGCGGCGUCUACAACGACCACCACCACCAGUACUCCCAGGUCGUCACAGCUGAUGUGUCGUCGUGCAACGGCAGCGCCCGGCGGUCGGACUCGGAGUACGUGGCGCAUGCGCAGCAGGACGACCAUGCCGCCGGCGGCGGCGGGGGCAACUACAGCAGCGGGGAGAGCGGCGGCGGCACCGCCGCCGUCGGGUCGUCGGCGAUGCGGGAGAUGAUCUUCCGCGUGGCGGCGCUGCAGCCCGUGAACAUCGACCCGGAGAUGGUUCGGCCCCCGAAGCGGCGCAACGUGCGCAUCUCCACCGACCCGCAGAGCGUGGCGGCGCGGAUGCGGCGGGAGCGCAUCAGCGAGCGCAUCCGCAUCCUGCAGCGGCUCGUCCCGGGCGGCACCAAGAUGGACACGGCGUCCAUGCUGGACGAGGCCAUCCACUACGUCAAGUUCCUCAAGACGCAGGUGCAGUCCCUCGAGCGCGCCGCCGCCGCCAGCGGCCGCCGCCCUGCAGUGGACAACGGUGCCGCAGGCGCCGGCGCCGCGAGCUACUCCGGCCGCAUGAACGGCGGCCACCAGUGGUAGAUCGCCCGAUCGCUCUCUCGCUGCCACUGCACCAUGCAUCCGGCCUCAAGCUGACGACGGUCGUCCGUCCGGCAUGCAUGGCCAUGCUGUGAUCAUCAUUAAUCGCCGCCGUUGGACCUGGAGCUCUUGCACGUACGUGUACGUACUACGACAUAACGCGCGCGCGUCGGCAAACACUGCUAUUUGCACCAUCAUAUGUGUAAAUUAAGAUGCACUUGGCUAGACGCCUUACAUUUUUACUACUACUACUAGUACCUAGAGAGAAGGUGGUUUUACUGCCGUUGUAUGCUUGCGAUUAGACUCGAUCGCAGCACAUGCACACAUGCAUGUCGUAGCAGCUUGUACAUUGCACGCAUCUCGAUCAUGUUAUCAACGUACGUGUUUCCAUUUAUUUAUUAA
Molecule: messenger RNA, 1513 nt
Organism: Sorghum bicolor (sorghum)
Lineage: Eukaryota; Viridiplantae; Streptophyta; Magnoliopsida; Poales; Poaceae
Product: transcription factor bHLH69
Exons: 1
Coding region: 305-1114 (269 amino acids)
Biological process (GO): regulation of DNA-templated transcription
Molecular function (GO): DNA-binding transcription factor activity; protein dimerization activity
Source: RefSeq, a predicted model, not a curated record